AUGGUCCGACAUUCCCACUUCCAAACAGGCCGAGAGCCACUACAAGACCAAAGUGGCCUAGAAUUAAGAAGAUCCCGCAUCUCAGGUCCAUUGCAUUUCUUGAACCCCACCUGGGCACAUUACACUCUAACCCAGCAACUUCAUGCCAAACACGCAGCACCUGGAGAAGUCCAACCUCAACCACCCAUCGAGCAUCUCUGGCGAUCGCGCGAUAACAGAAAAGGCCGGCAUGCGUUGCGCGUCGAUACCAAGGCAACUCCCCAGGAAACCGGGUACACGGUUCCCCCACUAACACGUAGCACUCACGCCAUAGCAAAAGGCAUUCUUCGCAUGCUGACAUGCGUACCCUACUGGGACGUGUCGUAUCUGGUAGCGAUCGCAUUCACGAUUGGCUCCAUGAUCUGGAUUAUCAACGCCUUCUUCGUCUGGCUACCACUCGAAGUCCCACAGGCUGCUUUCCCGGGUGAAACGCUAACAGGGGGUGGCGUGUCAGGAUUUAUCGGUGCAACUGUUUUCGAGAUUGGAAGUGUGUUGCUAUUGUUGGAAGCUAUCAAUGCAAAUCAGACAGGAUGUUUUGGUUGGGCGCUUGAGUCUGUUUUGUCGAAGACGAAAUCUCAGGAGGAUGGGACUCAUUUACACACGCCUGCAUCUACCAAGGUCACGCCGAGUAUGCGGGAAUGUAGGCAUCACCAUGCGAAUCGGAAGUCGCUGCUUUCCGUGAAUCGUUCCCAUCCUUCUGCCAGUGAUCAUGAGUCUUUGUCGAAUCGUCCUGGUUAUUUUACUUCAUCGCCUGAUGGGAGAUCAUUUCGAUGGAUGCCGUCCGUUUCAGAAUUGCGCUCGCAUUACUUCCGUGAACUGGGAUUUCUGGCAUCUUUGGUUCAAUUCCUUGCUGCAACUAUCUUCUGGAUUGCUGGGUUUACUGGUCUUCCUGGUAUCUAUGAUCACAUGAGUCAAGGCCUUGCUGAUGGUGUAUACUGGGUCCCUCAGAUUGUGGGUGGUUUAGGGUUCGUUCUGAGUGGAUUAUUGUUCACUCUUGAGACUCAAUCCAAGUGGUACAGACCCGCAUGGCAUGUUUUGGGGUGGCAUAUCGGUGUUUGGAAUUUCAUUGGUGGCAUUGGCUUUACUCUGUGCGGUGCACUUGGGCCAGGGAGUAUGCACUCUAAGGUCGAAUACCAGGCAACGCUUGCUACUUUCUGGGGCUCGUGGGCCUUUAUGAUUGGGUCUACGAUCCAAUGGUAUGAGAGUUUGCAAAAGCAUCCUGUUGAGAAAAAGUGA
This is a messenger RNA of Penicillium canescens, 1275 nucleotides long. RefSeq lists its product as uncharacterized. The transcript has a single exon. The record is from RefSeq and is a predicted model, not a curated record. The coding region runs from base 1 to 1275 and encodes 424 amino acids. Lineage: Eukaryota; Fungi; Ascomycota; Eurotiomycetes; Eurotiales; Aspergillaceae.